This is a messenger RNA of Fusarium odoratissimum NRRL 54006, 1542 nucleotides long. RefSeq lists its product as uncharacterized. Lineage: Eukaryota; Fungi; Ascomycota; Sordariomycetes; Hypocreales; Nectriaceae. Gene Ontology annotation, biological process: transmembrane transport; carbohydrate transport. Gene Ontology annotation, cellular component: membrane. The record is from RefSeq and is a predicted model, not a curated record. The transcript is spliced from 5 exons. Gene Ontology annotation, molecular function: carbohydrate:proton symporter activity. The coding region runs from base 1 to 1542 and encodes 513 amino acids.
AUGGAGGCCAGCCUCGUGGCAGAUGCGGAAGCCGCCAUGCUCUGGGAACAUUCACUGACUCCCAGUCGCGCCAUGAAAUUAUAUUCCAAGGCUGUUUUCUACGGCGCCUUUGUGUCUCUCACGCUCGUCAUGGAAGGCUUUGACACGAAAAUCCUCGGUUCGCUCUAUGCAGUGCCCGCUUUCCGGGAAGCGUAUGGUGAGCAACUACCUGACGGGUCCUAUCAGAUCUCUGCGCCUUGGCAGAGCGGACUAGGCUCCAUUAUGGGUGUCACCAAUAUCAUAGGCAUGUUUUUGGGCGGAUGGGCUACUGAGAGAUUUGGCUUUCGGAUCACCAUGAUGACUACUCUGACCUCAAUGCCGCCCAUCAUCUUCGGCUUUUUCUUUGCCCCCAGCCUCACGGUCUUGGCUGUUACUAUUUUUCUUUUCGCCAUUCCCCUCGGCAUAUUCCAAACUGUAACUACCGUUUACGUUACCGAGAUCAUGCCUAACGCACUUCGCCCUUACUUGACUAGUUGCUAUUCACUGACUUGGGCUCUUGGUCAACUUCUCAAUGCGGUUGUCUUCCGUGGUACCCUGACUCUUCCUAGCCCAUGGACAUACCGAGUCCCCUUUGCUCUCCAGUGGUUCUGGCCGAUCCUGAUCAUUGGUGGUGUCUAUGCAGCACCAGAGUCGCCUUGGUGGCUGGUACGCCAGGGCCGUCUCGAAGAUGCCCAAGCUGCUGUUUCCAGAUUGACCUCUGAGGAACUCGAUAUUUAUACUCAGAAACUCAUCUCGUUGAUGGUUUACACCACAGAGCACGAGCGACAGGUUGAAUCUGGAACGAGUUAUCUUGCCUGUUUUAAAGGGACCAAUCUCCGUCGAACAAUCAUCGUCAUCGGAGUUUAUCUUAUGCAGCUGCUGACCGGCUCUCAAUUUCGAGGUUAUAUGACAUAUUUCUUUCUUCAGGCUGGCCUACCCACCGAUCAGUCAUUCAAUAUGACAAUCGUUGCAUUGGUGCUCUCAGUUCUUGGAGUCCUCGGCGCGUGGAUUGUGAUGACCUACACAGGCAGGAGAACAAUGUAUCUCUGGGGCGGCGCCUUGACAAUUGCUAUCUUUACAGCCAUCGGCGGUAUGGGGGUCAAGCUACACAUCUCGUCAUCUUCAGCAAUGGCCUGGGCCAUCGGAUCUCUUAUCGCGGUUGAUGGAUUCGUGGCCAAUCUCUUGGUCUUACCAGUGACCUUCGUGCUGGUAUCUGAAAUCCCUUCUUCGCUGCUCAGGAGCAAGUCAGUUGUCAUUGCGCGGAACUUCUACUCAGCCAUCAAUAUUCUCGCCGGCGUUAUGACUCCCUAUAUGCUAAACCCUACUGCAUGGAACUGGGGUGCUCUUGCUGGUUUCUUCUGGGCUGGAGCUUCUAUCAUCGGGUUUGUGUUUACCUUCUUCAUGGUCCCCGAAUCUAAGGGCAGGACUACUGCUGAGAUGGACAUUCUGUUUGAGCAAAAAGUUCAUACUCGACGGUUUAAGGAAGCUGAGGUUUCAUUUACACAUAUAGAAGACAGUAAAUAA